Messenger RNA from Diaporthe citri, 609 nucleotides. RefSeq lists its product as uncharacterized. NCBI's taxonomy places the organism in Eukaryota, Fungi, Ascomycota, Sordariomycetes, Diaporthales, Diaporthaceae. Bases 1 to 609 code for a protein of 202 amino acids. The record is from RefSeq and is a predicted model, not a curated record. The transcript is spliced from 2 exons.
AUGCGAUCCUUUGCUACUCUCCUUGCCUUCAUGGUAAUGGCCAUGGCUCUCACCUUCUGCAAUGCUGCACCUCAUACCAAGCCAUCUCACGACGUCUCCCGCAAUGUGGGAGACUUGAUCGAUACCAACAUCAUUGCCGACGACCCUACCACCAACGGCACGGAUGACACCAACACCCAAAACAUGUGCUACGAUUGGGACUCGAGCGAGAAGUGGAAGGACGUUGGUGGGCAGCACUCUGAGUUCGUCAACCAGUCCGUCUACGAUCUUUGUCAGCUGAUCGCCAUUGAAGCCUACAAGGGCUUCCCAUCUGGCAACACCCUUGCGCACUGUAAGGAGGUCCGCCACGGAAGUCAUGGGAGGGAUUACGACCGCAGCAUCGGCAUAGCUCUCAGGUACCUGGGUCCCCAGCUGCAGUACAACCACAUCUCUGCGGGAUACUGCAACGAUCGCAUGGCGCAGCCGAUGGCGUGCGGUGCGGGUGGAGAGUUUGACGUACGGGUCUACAACCCAAACCUGCCCAAACCCUGGGUCUCUGAUCGGUGGGCAGUCAAGGCAGAUCCAAAUCGGGGCGACUGCCGGUCCAACGGAUACAACAGCGAUUUGUAA